AUGGAAAACGGAUCUAAUAAACCCUCAGAAGAAGAUCAACAUCUAGAAAAUAUUAAGAACAUCUCUUCUUAUAUAACUUCUCAAGCUUUCAAUGCUAAAUUCUCUGCCCAAAAUGCCAAAACAUAUAAAAGUGAAUGUGUAUCUUUUGCGGGACGAUUGCAAACCAUCGGUGAUAAAGUUAAAGAAUUUCUAGAUAUAAUAGAAAAAGAGGAUCGUGAGAUUGUCGGAUUGAAGUGGGAUUUAAAAGGAAUUAUUAAUGGAUUAGAAAGCGUUAAAGCUAUUAUAAUGGAUGUUCGUAUGUUUUUACAACAACGACAGCUUCCCGUAUUUCCCAAUGCUAAGCCCAAUGCUGCUGAAGAUUUUCGGUUACAACGUCUAAUUACGGAUCUUAAUCGACGUCUUGAUAAUUCUAUUGGUUCUAUAUCAGUUGCUUUUUCGCCUAUGAAAAUACAGAAAGAAUUAUCUAUUGAAGAACAAGAAGAGUUUUUGAAAAAAUUAAAAGAUGAUGUCGAAAAGGAGUUGAAAGUACUAGAAGAAAAGCGAAAGGAAGAUGGAAACAAAGACCAAGCCACCCGUUGGUUAGAAAUUGCGAUUGAACAACAACAUUUAAGAUUUAUUGAUUAUAGACAGAUUGUUAUUGACAAAUUUUUGAUGAAGGGAGGAUUUGGUAUUGUACAUCUUGCAUAUUGGGAUGAUACCCCUAUUGUAUUAAAGCAAUUAUUUGAUCAAAAAGAUUUCAUCGAUGAAAUAAGGCUACACAAGCGUGUUCAUGAUGGUGAUUAUAUAGUAAAAUUUCAUGGUAUCACUAAGGAUAAUGAUGGUAAUUUGGGAAUGAUUAUGAAAUAUGCGGCGAAUGGCAACCUUCGAGAUUAUCUAAAAGUUCACGGUAUGUCAUUAUCAUGGUAUCAACGAGUCCUAUUGGCUAAGCAAAUUGCAAUUGGAUUAUCGUUUAUUCAUCGUGAAAAAAUAUAUCAUAGGGACUUUCAUAGUGGAAAUAUUCUUGUUGAUGAAAAUGGUGGUCCCAUGAUCACAGAUUUUGGCUUAUCACGUGUGUCGGAUCGGGAUAAGCGUGCAUCUGUGAGUGAAAAAACUUUUGGAUUAGUAGCAUAUACAGCUCCGGAACGACUUAAAAAUUCACAAUAUCCAUUUGAUGAAAGAUGUGAUAUAUACUCUUUAGGAGUAAUAUUUUGGGAAAUUUCUGCAUGUCGUAAACCAUUUAAUGGUCAAAAUGACUCAAAUUUGGCGGUUAAAAUUAUGCUUAAUGAACGAGAAACAUUCUCUCCCGACACACCAAGAAAGUUUGUUGACUUGGUUAAUAGUUGUUGGGAUGAUGAUCCUUCCAAAAGACCAACUAUGGCAAUAAUAAAACAAUCUCUUAAUGAGAUUUUGAUGAGUUUGCCUAAAGAAAAUGCUAAGGAUGUUACAGAGCACGUAAUAAAUAAAAUUGAAAGAAAGUUAACAUUAUCAAGCACUUCAAAUUCGAAUAAUUCUAAUUAUUAUACAGCCACUACUAAUGAUAGUCAAUUAGAGAGUAAACAAGAAAUGGAAGAAAUUGAUGGAUCAUUAUAUUUGAGUGCUUUAGAAGAUGUUGAUUUAUAA
Molecule: messenger RNA, 1599 nt
Organism: Dentiscutata heterogama
Lineage: Eukaryota; Fungi; Glomeromycota; Glomeromycetes; Diversisporales; Gigasporaceae
Source: the annotation of a GenBank genome assembly